AGACCAGUUUUUUAGACUCACAUCAGUUCCCUGCAGCACCAGAGGUCCGAUGGGUAUCGCGUGAUUUCCCACGGCGCAAAUGGUGCACGAGUGAAGUGAGCAAGCAUUAUCGGCCGAAGCGAAGGAGCAACUUUCCACUUGGAUGGGCCAUGCGAGGAGCAGCAGCAGCAGUAGCGAAGAAGAUGGAGACGCCGAGUGGAAAGCCGCCAUCGAUUCCAUAGCCGCCGCCGACCUCUUUCUGACCAAGAAUCGUGCAAUCGAUGCUUCCAACCCCUCCUCGCAGAACAAUGAUAAGCUUUCCGAACCGAAUCUUGAAGGAGACCCAGAUCCCAAAUUCAGAGCCCAGUUGCCGAAGCACUACCAAAUCAAGGCACAAAAGAUUCUGGAUGACAUCGUAGAAAGAAACUUGGAAAUUGUGAGCAAUCCAGUUAACAUCCAAGAUAGUGACAGAGAAGAUGAUGGAGGUGGGAUUCAACUUUUUAGAACUGCACCCCGUGGUAUCAUGUUUGAUCAAACAGAUAAGCCACAAGGACCAAAAAAGAAACCGAGAAUUUUGCCUGGAGAAGACAUCGAUGAGAAAUCAAAAAAGUUCAAGAGGCAACUCCAAUCAGUUGUUGUCGAUGGCUUAGAUGUAAUGGUUGCAGCGAAAGCUGCAAGCCAGAAGUCGUUGGCAAGAUUAGAAGCUAGAGAUGCAGCGGCAAAAGUGGCUGCCAAAAGAGAGGAAGAAAGAGUUGCAGAACUAAAGAGGAUCAGAGGGCAGAGGUGGCUACCUUCUAUCGCUAAAGAAAUGCAAGUUGAGCGUCAGGGGCAAUAUAAUAAAGUAUGAUGCUUCCACAGUUGCAUGACUCUUUGAUCCACUCACGAUUGCUUGUGUCAUCCUUUCAGGCAUUCCAGUUUAUUUUUUCCUUCCAUUCAAGUUUGGUUCUGCUGAUUAUUGGACCAGGUGCAGGCAUUUUCCAAUUUGAUUAUGCCAUAGAGUCUCAUAUUUAGAUUCUUUAGCAACUGAGCUGUAAAGUAGUCAUCCUCUAACAUUUUUUGCCUCAUCUGCUGUCUGAACAUAUGCUUGUCUUGAAGCUCA
Molecule: messenger RNA, 1078 nt
Organism: Eucalyptus grandis
Lineage: Eukaryota; Viridiplantae; Streptophyta; Magnoliopsida; Myrtales; Myrtaceae
Exons: 4
Coding region: 143-826 (227 amino acids)
Source: RefSeq, a predicted model, not a curated record